AUGUCUACUCAAGCCUCGAGCAGUAUUCUUUUCACCCACUUUCGCCCCCAGGAAGGCUUCCGGUUGCUAGAGCUGACCCCGGAGCUGGAAGAACUACUGACAUCGAAAGAUGCACCUGUACUCGAACUCAAGUCGCCCUCUACAGCUCUCGCACAAGCAGUAGUCGACCCCACCGCCAACGACUACGUCAACCUAUGCACACCAACGCAAACCUACCGCAUCCGCCAAGUCCAAUCCUCAAACUCUCUACACAUCCUCCGCCCAAGCCACGGCGAGAUCUCCCAAGCAGACAUCAAAGUCGUUGAAGAAGAAGCCGGCGAAAGCGGCGCAUUGAACCUCCCAGAUGAAGCUGUAACGGCCGUUGCGAAGUGUUCCUCGACACUGGAACUGCACAUCCCGCCGGGAGGAUUCUCAGCCAUCCCGUUCCUAGAGAAGAGUCUGCGGCUGUAUGACCGGCGCAGCGACGAUGACGGGGACAUAGCGAUGGGCGGUUCUGCUGACUCCACAAGCCCGCUGGGGUUCAAGGAGAUGCGCACUGUCAGGGAGAAUGUGUGUCAGGAUAUCCCUGUGUCAACGGCACAGUGCGAACAGGGCUGGAUGCAGCUUUGUGCGUUUGUGGAUGGGGCCGAGGAGGUGGCGUGUUGGCGGCCCUCCGCGCGGUCUCGAUUGACUGUUUGGAAGCGGUUAGUCGAGGGCGCUGUUUUGCAGGGUAUUGAUCUUGAGAAGCAGUUUCUCGUUGGGGACUUGUGGAAGUCUGUUUUGGAUGAUGAGGAGGAAAUGGAGCCGCCGUUCCCACGUGGAUUGCUGGAAGCUGUUGUGAGGCGCAUCUGCAUCGCAGAUGAGCGGCCGCCUUUGGCGGAUGAUAUCAAAUGGGCAAGCUUUGAUAAGAUUGAAUGUACGCAAUGGGUUGGCGAGACAUACUUGGCUGCUGCCGCUCCGACUGUGUCGUCUGCUAUUGGAAGAAGUGAAUUCCUUCGCGCAUGGAAGGACUGUCUGCCUGAGACAUGGAGAAGAGAGGCAGCCCUGUCAAAACUGCCGAAUGGCUGCUACAACAGUCCUGACCCUACGACUAUCUGCUUCGUUGAACCCUCGCAACGGCAGCCAACCAACAAAACCGCCUCUGCACCAGCCACAGCCGCGAAAGCUAAGAAUACCAGAAAUUGGCAUGAACUACUCAAAGGCCACCGUUGA
Messenger RNA from Penicillium roqueforti, 1191 nucleotides. Its product is annotated as putative sister chromatid cohesion protein Dcc1. The record is from RefSeq and is a predicted model, not a curated record. Gene Ontology annotation, biological process: mitotic sister chromatid cohesion; maintenance of mitotic sister chromatid cohesion. Gene Ontology annotation, cellular component: Ctf18 RFC-like complex; chromatin; chromosome, centromeric region. The transcript has 4 exons. Lineage: Eukaryota; Fungi; Ascomycota; Eurotiomycetes; Eurotiales; Aspergillaceae. Bases 1 to 1191 code for a protein of 396 amino acids.